This is a messenger RNA of Filobasidium floriforme, 2484 nucleotides long. RefSeq lists its product as uncharacterized. Gene Ontology annotation, cellular component: nucleolus. The record is from RefSeq and is a predicted model, not a curated record. Gene Ontology annotation, molecular function: RNA binding. The transcript is spliced from 6 exons. Gene Ontology annotation, biological process: maturation of SSU-rRNA. The coding region runs from base 71 to 2419 and encodes 782 amino acids. Lineage: Eukaryota; Fungi; Basidiomycota; Tremellomycetes; Filobasidiales; Filobasidiaceae.
AUCUGCUUCUUUGAGACCAGAAGUUCGCCUGAAUCGAAUUUUGAUAUAGAAGAUCAGUUGAUACAUCUUCAUGACCGAUAUCGGAACCCCAACAGCCUUGGCGGCUUUUCCCUCGGCAUCGAGCUCCUCGUCGAGCAGCCACAUCAAGCUCGGAAGGGUAUACGGAAGCGACGAGACUCAAGCAGUAGCUGCUGUACAAGGUGGUGCAGUCUGGAUCUACGAUGUCACAAGCCAUCAGGCCAUAACGUCCUUCACGGUACCGCCAUCUACCGUUUUCCAAACCACUCCCAUCAGCUACCAUCCUGCCGUCUCAAGCACGGGAGAAGCUAGUUCGGUCGUCCGUAAAGGAAAGCAGAGGCAGAGAUAUACGGCGGUCGGAGUCGGCAAGGGAGAGAACAUUUCCCAUGCCGACGAAGGCAAGGUGGUCUGGAUCUGGAAGGGCGAAGAGGUGUUUGAGCAGUCGACCUUGAAGUUGGACCAUCGAGUGGACUUGCUCGUCCGGAUACCGGAGACACAUAGCAUGCUCGCUGCAUCGUCAACUGGUCUCACCGUCAUCUCCUCCCAGCUCAAGACUACCCCAAUCCCUAUUGUUCCUCCAAAAUCUUCUCACCUCCUACGUGUCUUUUUCCUCCCUCGGCUACCUCAGACCGAGAUCUUUGUCUAUGCACUGUUAUUCGAUGACGGAAGUGUAACCUUUACGGGUGUCAAGGGUGCGGAUGACGAGACGUGCACGGGCGAGGACGCAAGACGGGCGACCAAGACCUUACCUGCAAAGACUCUGGCCGAAGGGGAAAAGGUUAUUAACGCUUUCAUGGACGACAAGACGUUCGUCGUACAUCUUUUGACCUCGAAGGGCCGAAUGAUUCCGAACGCUAUCAGUCUAAAGGCUGACUCGAUGAUACGACCCGGCAAGACCUUCACUUUCAACGAAUCCGUAUCUUCAACGUCCCCUACCAUCGCUUCGCUACCAGACACGGCCGGACCCGUCUUUGCCUUUGCCACUUCCACCCCGUCGAUCGUCGUGUUUCAACCGACAUAUCCCGCCGUACUCGCCCACCGGGAAAUCAGCACCAAGAACUUGAGCGUCAAAGAGCUCGUACCGCUCGCGAACAAUCUGGUUGCCAUAAUCAGCACGACUACGAACGAAUCGGGUGCCGAGCGAUGGAUGAUCCACACAGUCGACAUGACCGUUCCGGUGGAUGGUGUCGGCAUCGCGCAAUUGCUCGAUUCUGCGACAUUAACUACCCGCUACCUGGAAAACACCUCGGCAGCGGCACCCAAGAUCCAGGACGCGACCGGUUCCCAUAAAGCUUUGCAAUCGACAACCAGCCGGGACCAGGCCUUCUUGACUUCUCUCCGAUCGCAGUUGUUCUCUGCGUCAAACGGGGACGCGGAGUCCGCGUUCAAGGUAUGGCGCACUUGGCACGAUACCGAGGAACACCCUUUCACCAGGAAACGAGCCGAUCCUAAGCGAAUGCGUAGUCGAGGUGUCCUGGCGGGCGAUAUCGUCAAGGCCGUUAUGGAGGGAGCUCUUCCCGCAAGCCGAGCGGAUCGGAAGGAAAAGCCCAAGGAGGGAGAAGAGGCAGGGUCGAGCGCAGACUCUGAACCGAAAUGGAUCACUACGGGCGCGAAAGGGCCGUACCUCGCCAACGUGAUCACGGUUUUGCUCGAGAACGGAUGGGCGAAUGACGGGAUGUGGGGGCAAGGUGGGCUCGUGCAAGAUGGACUGCUGGUGGUCGGCGAUUGGGAUAACAUCGUCCUCGGACUCGACAAGCUUCCUACGGUGCCAUCCAAGUCGCUCGUAGCGCUUCUCUCACACGUCGCACAGUACCACAUCUCGUCUACCUCUGUCGGUGCGACCGGCCUUACGACACCGCCGGCGCUAGAAGACUUCCUCAAACUGUACCUGGCCAUCCCCGUCUCGCCAGCCAUGCACAAGCAAGCCCUCAAGCGAGGCUUGAAUCAGGUCGAAGUGGUACAGACCGUCUUGAGGCUGAUGGUGGACUGGUUGGAAGAGGUCGGCAAGGACGUCAAGGGUAAAGGGGUCGUCGGAUGGGAGGCAGACGAUGUCAAGAGCCAGUCGAGCAGGUAUCCUAUCGAGGGGCUCGUACUACACACGCAACUGCUGCUCGAUGCCCAUCUACCUCUUCUCAUCUCGCAUCCUCCCGCUCACUCUCUCAUCGCACGACUCAAGACCGCACUGGAACCUUUGCUCACUCUGCAAACCGAGCUCGCUGCCGCUCGUGGUCUGGUCGAGGGCUUUGUGCGUCUAGCUGAGCAGAAACCGAAUGGAGGUGCCAAGGGCAAAAAGGGCGGCGCGGUCAAGGGCAAGCCGGCUAUGGGUGCGGGUGCUACGGGCAAGAAGAUGUUUGGGGAAUGGAUGGAUCCGCUGUACAGCGUGGAUGAAGUCGUAUUGUGAAUCGGAUCAUCACUUUGUAGGCACGACGCACAUGAUCUGAUGUCAUUUUGUUAGCGCGGGAUGAA